Messenger RNA from Trypanosoma cruzi, 325 nucleotides. RefSeq names its product trans-sialidase, putative. The annotation marks the transcript as partial. The record is from RefSeq and is a predicted model, not a curated record. NCBI's taxonomy places the organism in Eukaryota, Euglenozoa, Kinetoplastea, Trypanosomatida, Trypanosomatidae. The transcript has a single exon.
UGUGGAUGUCUCUUCCUCGUCUGACGCCGACCCAACGGUGGUGACAGGGAGUGGAGAAACGGUUGAGGGAGAUGGAUCACCCCAAACUCCUGAGGUGAGCAUGAGCUCUGGUGAGGAUGGGGAGACAACGGGAGGAACGGAUGCGCAGGGAGAGGAGGGAAUCCAUUCACAGGCCGGGGAAGUAAAGUCUGCGGCACUCAACAGCAGCCUCGGAAAUUCGUCGCAGGGGAAUAACAGCGAUGCGUGCAAUGUAAGUGGGAGUGGACUGCUGCCAUCGCUGCCAUCGCUUCUUCUGUUGGGACUGUGGGGGUUUGCGACUCAGUGA